GCAUUCGACGAUCACUGAAUCAAGAGCUCUGUUGUACAAUUAUUCGGUCUGUAUCCCAGCAUGGGCCCGGAAGUUGUUUGGGAUUCCCAGGUAAAAAAAAAAAAAAAAUCCCGGAGAUGCUGUCGUCGCCUGGGAAAACAAACAGCUAUCCAGACAAUUAAAAAAGAAAACACCAGUCGGUCGCCAGGUAAGGAAGAGGCUUGUGGACUUCGCCGCGGCGCUUGGUAAGCAAACCCAUCAGCUUAAAAUUGAAAGUACGGCAUGUUUUUGAGUAGUUGGUCUGGUGAAUGCCAUUUGUCGUGUGGUCGGGUGCCAUAGCAACGGCUCAUGAGAAACAUUGUACAGCUCAGGCCACUUUGACGUGCUCGAUGUUGGAUGACAGCAGGAUCAUUUGGACAGCGGCAACUCCGGCAACAAAUUGCCGUUAUGUCUCGCCGCUGUCUGGACCGCUUGGGAGCUGAUUGGUGCUAUAACGGCGCUCAUUUUUUUCCCCCGAGCUGCUAAAACAAGUAGCCACUCAUGUCUUGAAAAGGCUGGAUAGUUAUUUGAGAGUGUAACACAAUGUGUUUUACAGCACGUUUGGCCGUGUCGAGCCGAAUUGUCCAUGUCGGCUCAUGGUGGUGCGCGUCCCUUUUUUCUUAAUCGCCGUGCCCUGGUUUGACUGGCGCGUCUCCCGGCUGCAUCAGUGCCUGUUGCUCCCAUGCGCGGCCAAUGCCAGGAUAUUAAUUUUCCCUGCGAGGUGUUGUCUCCGCCCCCCUGCCCCCCUCCACACCCCUCCACAGUCUCCUCUGUCCAUUGUUGCCAUCCAUUAGACCAAAAGGUGCAGCUAUGGACCUAAUGGUCUUUCUCGUGAUCUUUUAUAACAUAAUUUAUUUUAGCCGUAUCUGAACUUCUGUCAGACGAAAAUAACAUACAGUUUGUCUGAGAAUCUCAUCACUUAAGACUGCAACUGGUCUCUCUUUGCUGCAUGCACAUAUACCUACUGUAGAUUUUUCACUGCAUUUAUUUUUAGUCUAUCAAACACACACAUUGUGGCUGAACAAAAUAUUUUAAUGGAAUCACCUGGCUCUUAAAAAAAUACACCAGAUCAAUAUAACCCAUUAGAACAAAAACUAAUUUAAAAUAUUUGUCAAGAUUUGGGCCUACAUGUAUAAACAUAUGUAUUUAUACACGCCAAUAUAUACUUCACACACCUGUUUUUUCCAAAUGAUAUCUCUAUCUAUUCUUUCUUCUUCUUUCCUCGAGCCCUCAAGAUGAGAUAACAAGUGCAUUAUUACAAAAAUUACUGCUGCUGUGUUGAUUAUUAUAUCCUUAACCUGUGCAAUACAUGUCUAUAUAAAUAUAAAAAUGUACACAUAUUCUAACACACACAUAUAUAUAUUUAUUUUUGAUAAUUUUAUUUAGUAUUUAUCUUUCUAUUUUAUUCUUAUACGCAUGUUUUAUUUUUAUACUCUGUAGAAUUCUUGUCUUGUAUAUAUAUUACCUUCUUUCUUACAACUAUUUGUACUUUUACUACCUUAUUCUUACUUGUCUAUUGCACUGGAAAAGGAGAAGCUCUCCAAUCUCGUUGUACUUUUAAUAUGAUGACAAUAAACAUUCCGGUUCUGAUUCUGAUUUAACUAAGACUACAGUAGAUUUCUUGGAAUUAAACUUUGUCAAAGACUUAUCAGAUCGAUCUCUCAGUGGUGUAAGAUCUGGGCGUAAUGCCCCUGAUUUCUUUGAAGAGAAAGGUGUUCCAGUAAUGUCCAACCCUGGCAGUUUUAACUCCUCCUCUGAAACUCUGGGCGAGGAACUUUCUAUUACUACGAAGCUUCCUAUAUUAAUCGACUUGCCACAUUGCAAAAGAUUCGAUGAGAUUCAAAAAAGAAGAGGAAAACCUAGGUUUACUCGAGAGGAUUUAAACUGUGUAUACAUUAUAAAGGCCUUGGAGCUGUUUUCUAGCCAAAUUCUUGUGCCGACAAACAUCUGGUAAGUGUAUUUAUACAGUUAGUAGCAAAGUACUAAAUGUAUAAUUUGCGGUUGACAUGUGUCGGAUAAUUAAAGAAUAUAUCUUUCUUUUCUUGGUCGAAACAGAGAAUAUUAUUGACAAUAAUCUAUUUAUAUUUUAUCCUCCAGGCAUCUGGUGAGAGAAUGAAUGCUGAUGACUGCAAUGGACGCUCAUUUGCACAAGGUUACUUUAUACUUUAAAGGAAAAGCAGCAUACAUUUGUGUGUGCAGUCUCCAUACUUUAAUGUUUACUCUAAUAAUGUGCCCAUAUUUGUGUUUCAGGUAAUGAAAGAGAGUCAUCUACAGAGCAAGAUUUUUAUGGCAGAUUGCAGGGCCCUGCAGCAAGAUCACCUAACAGUCAGCAGUCCUCUCCACACCGCUCUCUUAGUGGUCAGUUAUCAUUCCUUUAUUCCACUGUGGACACGCUCUGUGUACUAUUCCUCAUUAAAAUGACAUGUGAAGGUAAAUGCUCUUCCUUCACCCUCACUCCACACAGCCAACUCAAUCAAGGUUGAGCUGUGCAGUGAUGAUGAGUCACCGGGUGCUCCUCAGGCAGAGAACAGGGAGGCUGUGAGGGAUGAGAGCAGAAGCGACGACAGAGGGGACCCCAUGGAGGAAGGGAUCACAGAGUACACCAGGGAAGAGAGAGAUAGAGUAAGUGUCUACAAUGAGAUGGUCAGUCCAAACCCUGCUUCACCGGGACCCAUCCGGCUGCCCAACGGAAAGCUCCAAUGCGAGGUGUGCGGGAUGAUCUGUAUCGGACCAAAUGUUCUUAUGGUCCACAAGCGAAGCCACACAGGUGAGAACAAACCCACAUCAUUAGAAACCAUACUAUUAUUUUCUUUGCUGCAAAUAGAGGCACCAUUUUUAUACGAUCCUGUCCACCAGGUGAGAGGCCAUUCCAGUGUAACCAGUGUGGAGCUUCUUUCACCCAGAAGGGGAACUUGUUGCGCCACAUCAAGCUGCAUUCAGGAGAGAAGCCUUUCAAAUGUCCCAUUUGCAACUAUGCUUGUCGCCGGAGGGAUGCCCUGGCCGGACAUCUACGCACACAUGCAGGUGAAUAAGGAGACCUCAAUAGUAACGUAGCACAAUAUUGGUCCUAUAUGUAAUGGUAAGUUGUAAAAGUGCAGUGAUUUAUUAACAAGGUCCAUUUCUCGCUUCUGUGAACCUCAAAGGAAAUCGACCUUCUUCCCCACAAUGUAGAGUAAAGCACGUGAAGAAUAUGACAUUUAGCAGUGAAAAACAGGAAAUCCUGUUGAUGUUUUCAAAUUUAAAACCCAUACUCAACAGGUGUUCAAAUACAGUCUUUCACUGUAGGUCUUUGGUCGAUUGGCGGGUCUCACAGGUUCAUUUUCAAAGAAAAGAUUCUUACCGAUUUGGAUUUCAGGGAAUUGACGUCAGAUUCUCCGACUGGUUACUAAGAUGACACGCUGCGGUUAAGGGUUUGGGGUUAGGCGUUUUUUUUUUCUGCCAAGCAACUGAAUAAUUUCAGUCAUUACCGAUCAAUGGGGAAAUCCGUUAUCUCACACAUGCAGAAAAAAAAAAUUACCCCACCACCCCACCACCACCACCACCACGCAUACAGUAUGAUUAUCAAUAUUUAAUUCAACCAUAAGUGUCCUGCCUCUCUCUGAAAAAGUUAUAAGAACAACACUUUGCUAAUAAUUGCAGUACCUUCUCCAACGGUGGGGAAACCAUUCAAAUGCACCUACUGCAGCCGCAGCUACAAACAACAGAGCACACUGGAGGAACACCUGGAGCGCUGCCACAGUUAUCUGACUAGUCUGGACCACCAGGCAGCACUCAACACACAGACUGCGCAUGGUAACAUAUGACACAAGCAUGUCACAACAAUAACAUCUAAGUGUUUAUGAAAUGGAUAUACUAACAUGGUGUAUGUUUGCAGGUGAAGAGUCAGUAAAAAUGGAUAUAAGUACCAAAUCUGAGCUUCAACCUCCGAAUGGCAAAAACCAGUCUGUGGACAGACUGGCUAUAAGCAUCACGAAACGCAAGAGGUCAACACCGCAGAAGUUUUUAGGUGAGUGUUUUUCUUUCAAAAGUUACCAGAUGAUGUCACUUAAGGUGACCUUACACCCUGAUGAAUGUUUCUGCUCACCAGGUGAAAAGCACAUGCCCCUAGACUUACCUGAAGCACCUUAUGAAUUGUCCUCUGGCUCUGAGAAGGAAGGAGACCUCAUGAGCUCUCAGCUUGCUGGAGACCCUGCUCAACUGGCUGGUCCACAUCUUCAAGGUGAAAGAGUUAAAGGGGAGAACAAUGAGCCAGCUGCACUCUCUCGCCUCCAUCCUGCUUUCUUGUCCGAGUUCCGCACAGUUAUGGGCUCCAUCAACAGCAGUGUGCCUCCUCAUGGCUCCAGAGGCCAAGGUGGAGGAGGGACAGCAGUGAUGCCUCUUGGUGGGGCCAGUGAAGGCCGAGAUGACCAACCCUCAGCCCACAGCCACACCACCUCUCCAAACGGCUGCCCCGACUCCACAGACACAGAGAGCACAGCAGAAGAGCAGAGCACAAGGGCCACUGCCCCGACAAGUACCUCCAACAACCACCACCUCCACUAUCAAACCCCAGCACUGCCCCGCAACCAUUCCAACUCCAGCCCAAGCCGGGCCAAAGACUUGGACUCUGAGUGGGAGCGGGCAUGUCCUGUACCCACUGCCAUUGGGAAGAGAAUCUCCGGCUCCCUCCCUGCUCCCAGAGAGACCAUACAGGUGUUGGACAGGGAUGGCCGGUCUGUGCGUUCCUUCCACUGCCGCUACUGUCGCAUCCUCUUCCUCGACCAUGUCAUGUUCACCAUCCACAUGGGCUGCCAUGGUUUUCGCCAACCAUUCGAGUGCAACAUCUGUGGUCACCGCAGCCAGGACCGCUACGAGUUUUCAUCUCACAUCAGCCGCGGGGAGCAUCAGGUGGGCUGAGGGGAAGGGUCAAAGGUCAGGUGAGGGGAGGUGAAUGCCUCUCUUUUAGUGGGCUCAUGUUUGUUCUGCACCAGGUCAUUGCUUUAAAUCUGUAGUUUAAGGAUAAAAAGUUUUGUUUUAAAAUAGUUAUUAAAUUUAAGCAGAUGAAGGUUCUAACCCUUAUCCUUUAUUUCAAAUUGAGCAGAAGCAAAUUACAUCCUAUUACUGAUUGCACUCCCUUAUCUAAUCAUUCGGCAAAACUACCAGUUUUGCUCUGAAAGUGCCUUCUUUGAGGAUUUCCUCUUAACUUUAUAAAAAUAGAGGGAGACUGGUGCUCAGAAAUCUUAACUAGCCAUCUUUUGCUAAGUAAUUUAGUUAGUUUUUUUGAGAAGGUGGUUAAGAAAAGCAUCUGAUGUACAGUAAAAGAAUGUUAUAUGGAGUUUUCAGUCUGCACUAAGAGCUAUGUUUUUGUGGUUGAAGAAGGUAUUUUGUAUUGUGUGUCAGGUGAGUUUAAUAUGCACUGAGAGCAUUGUGCCUCUGAGUUUGGGUGGAGCUUUUGUCGCAGACAAAGCACAGAAACAGAUUGCCUUAAUUCUUACAGUAGCACACUGCUGUAGGAAAACAUUGUUUACAGCCUGGUGGGGCAGUGUGUAAAGAGAAAAUAUUUGCAGCUGCACAGAGACAGGACAAAGCCGCAUUUCAAGGACAAGAAACUUGAAAAACAUUCACCCGAGGGUUAAGUGAUUGGGGUCUAGGGUUUUUGGAUUUCAAAGCAAGCCUUGGAAAACUGGUGCAGAUCAGACCACGAGCCAAGACGUGUACAGUAAGAGCUGACAGCCUAGGGUGCUUUAUCUACAUGGGAUUGAACUUUUUAGGUUCCCUGCUUAUAUCUGAACAUCUUUGCAGAAGCACUUAAUGGCUCUACUAUUUGUUCUGUAAUUGUUCUACUGCACUGAUAAGUCAUGUAAUAUUCAUAAUAGUUGAUCCUUUAAGUUGCAACACCAGUGUGAUUUUUUUAUGGAGCCGGCCUUCUACAAAAUACCACAGCUUUGCACUGGUUCUGUAGUUCACACUCAAAUGUGCUGCAAUGUUAGACUGAGAUUAUUUUUGUGGUUUUGUGCUCAGCAGCUGAUGCUGAGAUUUUAAACAUUCUGCAUAAUGUAAGGGAAUCAACAAAAUGAUUAUUUAAAAUUGAUCAACAAAUCAGUUGGGAUCUGUUCAGUUAUCACUUGUGAUUAUCUAUUUAGUGUUGUUUGUUUAAGCCUUGGUGUAUUUAAUCAGCUAUAUUCCAAAUCUUAUCCAGCAUAUUCCUCAAGUCCAUAAAAUGUUACCUCCUGCUUCUUUAUAGCACCCAAAAACCUUAGUGCUACCGUACGGUGAGUUAUCUGAUGUUAAUAUUGGGAACAUGAAUGAGACCAAACUCAGUAUUCUUACUUGUUCUUGUGGGUUUGCUGCUUCAUAGAUUUAAUUUUCUUCUUUUAAUUGCAGGCAAAAUAUACUUGAACUGUUUGAAAAAAAAAAGCUAUCUAAAAAUGCACUUGGUUUGAUAAGUAGAGAUGUGUGUGUGAAUGGAUUAUAGCAUGUGUGCUUGUCAUUUUCUGCUUUUUCCCUGAAUUGUGAAUUAUUUUUGAAAUGUGAAGUAAUUUCAAGAAGUGGAAACGAGGCAUGAGUUUUUGUCUCCUUGUGUGGACUUUUCAAUGUUUCAAUGAUAUUUUUGUGAAUGAUGUAUCAUGACAAAACACUUUACCUCAAAGUUAAAGAUGUUAAACUGCCUCAUUACUGUAUUUCAGAAAUGUCACGUUGCUUUCCAAGAUGUUCUUGCAGUUAUACUUGCGUGCCCCUCGAUAUUCUCAAAACUUUUUACUGUCAAUAAAGUUCAAUUUAUUGUAAAA
Molecule: messenger RNA, 6785 nt
Organism: Xyrichtys novacula (pearly razorfish)
Lineage: Eukaryota; Metazoa; Chordata; Actinopteri; Labriformes; Labridae
Source: the annotation of a GenBank genome assembly